Molecule: messenger RNA, 711 nt
Organism: Octopus bimaculoides (California two-spot octopus)
Lineage: Eukaryota; Metazoa; Mollusca; Cephalopoda; Octopoda; Octopodidae
Product: location of vulva defective 1-like
Source: RefSeq, a predicted model, not a curated record
ACAUCAACAACCAGUGAACAGACAUCAACAACCACUGAACAACAAUCAACAAACACUGAACAACAAUCAACAAACACUGAACAGACAUCAACAACCACUGAACAACAAUCAACAAACACUGAACAACAAUCAACAACCACUGAACAAACAUCAACAACCACUGAACAGACAUCAACAACCACUGAACAACAAUCAACAACCACUGAACAAACAUCAACAACCAGUGAACAGACAUCAACAACCACUGAACAACCAUCAACAAUCACUGCACAGACAUCAACAACCACUGAACAACAAUCAACAAACACUGAACAACAAUCAACAAACACUGAACAACAAUCAACAAACACUGAACAAACAUCAACAACCAGUGAAGAGACAUCAACCACUGAACAAUCAUCAACAACCACUGAACAGCAAUCAACAGCCACUGAACAACCAUCGACAACCACUGAACAGACAUCAACAACAACUGAACAACAAUCAACAACCAGUGAACAACAAUCAACAACCACUGAACAAACAUCAACAACCAGUGAACAGACAUCAACAACCUCUGAACAACCAUCAACAACCACUGAACAGACAUCAACAAUCACUGAACAACAAUCAACAAACACUGAACAACAAUCAACAACCACUGAACAAACAUCAACAACCACUGAACAGCCAUCGACAACCACUGAACAGACAUCAACAACCACUGAACAG